Messenger RNA from Tachysurus fulvidraco (yellow catfish), 1581 nucleotides. Its product is annotated as syntaxin-18. The coding region runs from base 93 to 1061 and encodes 322 amino acids. Gene Ontology annotation, biological process: intracellular protein transport; retrograde vesicle-mediated transport, Golgi to endoplasmic reticulum. The record is from RefSeq and is a predicted model, not a curated record. Gene Ontology annotation, molecular function: SNAP receptor activity. The transcript has 11 exons. Lineage: Eukaryota; Metazoa; Chordata; Actinopteri; Siluriformes; Bagridae. Gene Ontology annotation, cellular component: membrane; endoplasmic reticulum; SNARE complex.
AUCUUGCCUCAGCUCGGAUUAUUACAUGUGCUAGGCGCAGUAGUAUGACGUAAGUGCAGCGACGUGCCGGCGCUGGUGACGUGUCUGUGUUGAUGUGUGAUGCCGUAAUGGCGGUGGAUAUCACUUUGCUGUUCAAGGCGAGCGUGAAAACAGUGAAGACGCGCAACAAGGCGAUCGGCGUCGGACCGGAGAGUCCAAAGGAUGAGCUCUUGCGGAGAAACAGACCGAAAAACAGCUUCUCCAGCAAAGCCAAAGAAGUGAUCUCCAACAUCACCAAGCUAAAGGAUUUCCUGCUACAGCACAGGAAGGACUAUGUGAAUGCCGGCAGUUUACUCUCCUCAGAUGUGACUCAUAUGACAGACUGUGAGAGAGACCAGAUUGAUCAGGACGCUCAGAUCUUCAUGAGAACGUGUUCGGAUGCCAUCAAACAGUUGAGAACGGAAGAGAAGACGGUGAUUUCUGCUCAGAUGAAGGAGCAUCAUGGGGCUGUGCUGGACUUGAUAGAAGUCUACCUUAAAGGCGUGUGUAAGCUGUACUCGGAGCAAAGAGCGAUCCGUGUGAAGAGAGUGGUGGAUAAGAAGAGGCUGUCUCGGCUGGAACCGGAACAUAAAAUAAAAAUGGGAAAACCUCAAAGCGAAGAUACAGAGAAAACCGUGUCGGAGGAAAGCAGUGAGAAGCCAACGUGUGAUAUUGGUGUUGACCUGUGGGAGGACAGCAAAGUGGAGGACGAUCUCUCUCCUGAGGAAAUUCAGAUGUUUGAGCAGGAGAAUCAAAGGCUGGUGAGUGAGAUGAAUAGCCUGGUGGAUGAAGUAAGGCAGAUUGAAGGGAAGGUGGUGGAAAUCUCUCGGCUACAGGAGAUUUUUUCUGAGAAAGUUCUGCAACAGGAGACCGAAAUCGAUAAUAUACAUCAGCUGGUUGUUGGAGCAACAGAAAAUGUUAAAGAAGGGAAUGAAGACAUUCGAGAGGCGAUUAAGAACAAUGCAGGUUUCCGUGUCUGGAUCCUCUUCUUCCUGGUGAUGUGCUCCUUCUCUCUGCUCUUCCUGGACUGGUAUGACAGCUAAAUUCUGAGAAUACAUCCACUAACAUCCAACCGGACAUGAUGCCAGAUGGGACUGAUGAUGCUAAGAUGCUUAAGCUGAAUCCACGUGUUUUUUUCCAAUUGCUAACACACAAUUUUUCAAACUUUUUUUUUAAUAAAUUUUAUCAAAAUAACACAAUUCACAAAACCACACACCCAAACUGCAAGAUACCUUGUAUCCUGCAAAAUGAAGCACUGCAACUGAAACUACACAGUAUUAUCAAAAUCAAACUUUUGCAUGAAAUGGCACACACUUCAUUCAUAUUACCAGAUUUUUGCCUAACCAACUACACACUGUUGGGCAUAACGCGAAGCACCCCAUAUGUAGUAUGCUUUGCCAUAAUACUAAAAUAUGUAUCAGAUUGUUCACAUGCACAGAAAUAUUUGCAGAUACACACACAUGCUGUUGCAACAUUUUAAUUUUUUUUUCCACUACAGUAAACAAGUCAGUGCAACAUAUGCACAGCAGAUAUAUUUACAUGGGACUGAGCAAAAAUACUUAC